This is a messenger RNA of Peromyscus maniculatus bairdii (prairie deer mouse), 6859 nucleotides long. It is a transcript of the gene Rgs7bp, whose product is annotated as regulator of G protein signaling 7 binding protein. The record is from RefSeq and is a predicted model, not a curated record. Lineage: Eukaryota; Metazoa; Chordata; Mammalia; Rodentia; Cricetidae.
GAGAUUGUAUGGACGGAUCACAUUAGUAUUCCUGUCCUAUCAAUGUGCCGGGCCACGACCAACGUCAGCCGGACCGACUCCGUGCGUCUGCCAGUCCCGCCACGGAUUCAUCUGGGAUCCUCACACAGAGCAGCCAGCAGAGACCAGGGAUCAAGGCGCAGAUUAGCGCCAGUUGCCUUCUGCGGAACAGCUGGCCCCUUCCAGGCCUGGCGACCGUGGAGGGAGGGGAAAAGCGAACCGCGCACCGCUGCGGGAAGACACCGAAGCAAGAGAGACACCCCCUCCCGCCCCCCACCUUGCAGCGCAGGCUUUUGAACGCUGCUUCCCCCAUCUGAAUGGAAACUCGGAACCGCCCGGCGGCGCGUUCCUCUUCGCUCAGCCUGUCAAUCCAUGCCGAGAGGAAGGCGGUGCAAGCCCGCGCCAGCAGCGUCCAGCUCCCGGGACAGGGUCGGCAAUGCUGCUGAGCAGAACUUGAUCGCGCCUCUUCGUCGCUGCUAGUGGAAGCGAUGCUGCACCGCACAGGCAGCGCUUCCCCGGCUCUCCUUCAAGCUGAAGGUUACCCACCCGCGCAGCCAGCCGCAACCUUGUGAGCCGCGCGCGCCUCGGGGUCGGGGCUCCGGCUGCUCCGCGGCGGCGUGCAGGGGCAACCACCGGGCCGCCCGCGCCGGGGCGCACUGCACCAGCGGCUUCGGCUUGGUGGAUGUGUAUGCAUGAGUUCUGCACCGAAUGGGCGCAAAAAGCGCCCCAGCCGGUCCACCCGCUCCUCGAUCUUCCAGAUCAGCAAGCCUCCGCUGCAGAGCGGGGAUUGGGAGCGCAGGGGCAGCGGCUCCGAAAGCGCCCACAAAACCCAACGAGCCCUGGACGACUGCAAGAUGCUUGUCCAAGAGUUCAACACACAAGUGGCCCUGUACCGAGAGUUGGUCAUUUCUAUUGGGGACGUCUCGGUCAGUUGCCCCUCGCUCCGGGCGGAAAUGCACAAGACAAGAACCAAAGGCUGUGAAAUGGCCCGUCAGGCACACCAGAAGCUGGCUGCCAUCUCAGGCCCGGAAGAUGGCGAGAUCCAUCCCGAAAUCUGCCGGCUUUACAUCCAGCUGCAAUGUUGCCUAGAGAUGUACACGACGGAGAUGCUGAAAUCCAUUUGUCUGCUGGGGUCUCUCCAGUUUCAUCGGAAAGGGAAGGAAGCUAGUGGAGGAGUGAAGAGUUUGGACAACAAAAGUGAGGAGAAUGCUGAAACACCUGCCCUGGAGGACUCCUCUUCCCCUCUAGAGAGCCAGCAGCAGCCCUGGCAGGUUUCCACAGACAUCGAGAAUACUGAAAGAGACAUGCGAGAAAUGAAAAACCUCCUAAGCAAACUCAGGGAAACCAUGCCUUUACCGCUGAAAAAUCAAGAUGACAGCAGCCUUCUGAAUCUAACUCCCUACCCCAUGGUGAGAAGACGGAAGAGAAGGUUCUUCGGGUUGUGUUGUCUUGUCUCAAGCUAGGUGGUUCCCCCUGGAAACUCACAGCCAAGAUCACCUGAAAAACACCCCAGAGCCGGAAGCCUCCACACAGCGGAACACCGAGAAUGGUUUUGGCCACCUUUUCUAUGCUUCCUUAUUACUUUUAUCCGCCUCUCUCCGCCCUUUUAAAUGAUUUUACACUUGAAAGCAGCUGCCAUCAAGGAAAAAAAAAAGAACAGAUUCAAAAAGGCGCAGCCUGUUUUUAAAGGGAUUUUUAAAAAGUUGACAUUGUGCAUGUCUGCUCUGAACCAUGCCAUGACAGAUGCAAGAAUUAUGAUUUUUAAAUUAUUUAAAGGUUUUUUUAAAUGUAUUAUACAGAGAAAAAUUAUUUCACAUAUAAUAGUAUAUCUGUAGCUCUUGCUGAUUUCAUGUUAACAAUUUAUCAGAUAUGAAAGAUGUCUCUAAACAUAGAAAUCUAUUUAAAACAGCAAAACUGUUUAAAAAUGUGAUCUCUGAGUAUCAUUAGAAAUACUACUAUAACCAAACACACACCACCUCACGUGUUGCUUUCUCUGCACUCAUUUACAUAUAGUCUUCCAUUCUGUCAGAAUCUAAGUGUCAACAUAAAAAAAACUUAAGUUAUAAUGCAACAAAACCACAUGUGAAAAAUACAUUUUGUAAAUACACAGGAAUCCUAGUAUCUUCGUACAAUGCAUAUGGGCAACUAAUUUUCUUUUAAUCCAAUGGUGUCUUUUUAAGCUUCUUGGAAAAUGAAGUUAUCCAGUUAGGAAAUGGUGUAGUAACAUAUACAAUUACCCUCAGAUGUAAAAUUGAAUAUUAUCACAUUUUGUUUGAAUUGAAAUCUGAAGCAUGGAGUCCGCACAUCAGCAUAAUGUUAAAUCUUUUAGGGCAUGCUGGAAUUAGCUCAGAUCAUAAAACUCUUUAAUAUUUUACAUUAUUAAUGAAAAAAAUGUUUUAGUUAAGCUUAGCUUGUCUCAUUUUAGAUGACUAUGCAGAUAUGGCUUUUCCAAUGUUACUCUGUGUCUUGUCUUCAUGUCUAGCAUCUUGAGAGCAGGACACAUUAAGCAAUACUGUACUUUAGGAAAGAGGGAGCCACGCGCUAUGUUUCUCUGCUCACGGCUCUGUUAUGCGCUUUUUCCACUGAACCUGUUAUAACGGUACAAUCCUGUUUUUCCUUCUAUCCUCCCUUUGGCCCUUUUCCCAGGCAGAAUUUCCCAAGAGCUGGAAGAUGAAUCUUCACUCUUCUUGCUUUAUUUUCCAUUCUCUGGACAAUCUUCAUGUCAGACAGGACGUACCAGUGCCCAAUCUUGAGAGGAUCAAACUAGCUUCAAAUGGCUCUAAUCCCACCCUGAGGAGGCAGGCACUUAUGCGUACACUAAUAUCCUGGUCUAAGAAUAAAAUAUUUUAAAGCCUUUUACCUUACAGAAGAUGGAAAGCAUGGAUAAUUCUUGUAUUGGGUUGAAUUCUAUGAAAUGGCUGAUAUUUGACUGUUUUGACCUAUAUAAAAAAAAAUGGCAAUUUCAAGUAGUUCAACCUAAUAUCUAGAAAGGAAAUCGUACAGCACUUGAUUUUCUCCUAUCCAAGAAUUCAGGGAUGGAAAAGGCCUCCAAAGUCUAUCAUUGGUCUGUAUUUCAAUCCCACCAGUUACUGUUGACCAUAUUCUUGGAACCUCGCACUAUGUUCCACUGAGCUGGUAACUAAUGCAUUGUUACGGGUACGAAUUGAUUCAGUAAAAGAAGUACUUUUGACAAAUUGUGUGAGAAAAUUAUAGUUUUUCUGAAUCAAAAUGUUCAUGAAGCAAUGGAAGGAAUGUGUUGCUUAAAGACUCUUUACAAAGCAAGGAACUCUUCCCCACUCACCUGGUCCGCCAUCUUGAAUAAAGCUGAGUAUUUGCCCCCGAAUACAGCUCAUCUCAAAUGAGACAACCCCUGAGGUUAUCUCAUUUAUGAGCUAUCAUUUCUAAAUGGCAUGUUCUCAGCUCCCGUCUCUGUUCUGUCAAACGCUCUGAAAGGACUGAUCCCUACACUUCAGCCUCAUUCCUAGUGAUCCAUGCAAACUCACUGAGUUAAAACCCCUUGUGUGCAGCACACCCUUGCUGAGGCCUGACCUAAAUCGCUCCUGCUUUGUUCAUUUGUGCUCGCUCUCUCCUUAGUCUCAGCGUGAUAAUAACACCUUCUGUGCAAUUGUCCUUUGUACAACUAAAGACUGUUAAAAAAAAAAAAAUUCAGGUCUCACCUCCAUGUCUGAGAAGGUCAUGGUAGCUAUUCAUGGAGAUGGGAAUUGUCUAAUUACCUAGCCAGACUUCCGUAUCUAAGGUAAUCUAGUCCAAGCACCUUAUCUUUUAUUCAGUGCCUGUUUUCCAGCCUUUGCUCGGUUUUAUAGUUCCCAUAGACACACUCCAAGAUUUACAGACGACCAUUCAGUAGCAGGUCCUAAAGCAACAUUUAGUAAUCAAAGUUCUGAUAACUAUGUUGGUUCGCGGUUGCCACGGUGAUUCACCACCUCCCCUUAGAUGUGCCAAGUGCAUCCAGUAGGAGCUGCUCCUCUCUCCUGUCACCAGUGGGCUUUCUCAGGCGUGGUUCCAUGAGAUAAAUAAGUUCUGCUGCCUCUGCUCCCUGCAGGAAAUUGUCUUUGCACUUCCAGAAGCAACCAGCCGAUCUGGGGUAGGAGAAAACACUGACUAUUGUCUCACAAACAAACACACAUGCAUCAAACAGAAAAGGAUGACACUUCUUUUUUGUGUGGCACACACUCAUUUUAGCACCGUACUUUUUAUAUCCUCUUUCAGUUUUCCCUGCAAAUUAUAAAGAAUACAUGGGGGUUUUUUGGGGGGGAGGGGGGAACCUGUAAAACAUCACCAUGUGUCAAAGUAAACAUCAUCUGGACUCCACCACAAACGUAUUGUUUAAAACCAAGUUCCUGGGCUCUCAGUCAGUAGGGGUUGGGCCCAAAGACAUAUGAAGUAGCCUUAAAGCCACAGUAUCACUUUAAUGUCUGACCCCCGAUGUUUAGCGUCUAGAUGUAGACUCACUGCAAACUGCCCUGUUGUGCCAUUCACUAUUCGGGUACAAAGAAAGCUGUAGAAGCAGCAGGGCGCUAAUGCCAGGCAAAAUUCUCAAGCCCCACCCGACCAUUUGAGUCCCUCCUUUACUCCAGUGAAAAGUUAGGAUGCUCAGAUUUAGGCAAUACUGCCACCUAGUGGAAGCUAAGGUUCAAGCUGACACAAAGCAAAGACUCAAAGCACCUCAUUUAUUUUAGAAAACCUGUGAAUGGACCAGAUUAACAAUGAGUCCAUUAAGGCUUCCAGACUGUGAAAGUCUCAUGAUUGAAAUAAUUAAGAAUUAUCAUGCAGCCUAAGACUCUUCCCCACAUAUCUGUGCCUAAACAAUAUCUGCGUUUUCCUUUUGUUCUAGAAUAUCACGACAGAAAACACUUACCUUUGCUGUAACUAUAGGAAGAAUGAGGAAGAACAGUGCUAUUUUAUCAGUCUCACAAUAAAUGGCUAUAACUAACUACAGCACCCACUGUACACUAAAUAACAGAAAAUAACUGAGUACACUACACUUCAAAUAUGAGAAAAGUUUGGAUUAAUUAAGUUAUUUGGAAUAAUUAGUUAACCUCUCCUGGGAGCAAAAUUUGGUCCAUAACUUAAUCAAUAUGAAUUCUAGAUGAAGUAAAUAUUCACAUUUUAAAAUGUAUGAAUAAAUAAUAAACAUGAAAAAGACUUAUCAUAUCCAUGAAGAUAUCAUUUUAAUGUGGGAGAUAAAAGCCUUUCUAAGCAUAAUACCAAAGGAAGAAGUGAUAAAGAAAAGAUGGAUGGGUUGGACUGGUACUAUUUUUUAAAAGAAUGUAAAAGUCCUAUACAGUAAAUAUUAAGCCAAAUUAAGAGAAAGUAAUAUUUGCAAUCCAUGCAAGAAAGAUAUUAGGGCUCUACUAUAUGAAUAACCACAGCACUUUGGGGAGGUCUUCAUGGUCUACAAGACUUGCACUUUUUCCAGUACUGCUUGUAUGAUUGUUGGUUCAUCCCACUAAACUGAAAGUAUGAAUGGCAACCAUCACAUACAUUUUGUUUAACAUUGUUCUCUCAUCUCCUAACAUAGUGCUGUGCACAAACCAAAUAACGAAAACAUAGUCAUUGAAUGAGUGGAUAGUGAAUGAAUGGCAUAAAAAGUAUUGCGUGAUUCAGAAAAAGAAUCAAACUUUCCAGUACAUUCCAAUCUAGAGAGGGAAUCAAGGGAGUAAGUAACAUACCACAAGCUAAAAUAAUCCACUGAUAACACUGAACAUAUUUGGAUUUACUAGGGACAAAAACUGCACAUAUGAACAACUCAGAAAGGCAUGUGUAUAAAUCAUUCAAGUUCCUUUAUACGCAUAGUAAGAGAACAUAAACAUUCUCUUGUAGUCAACAAGAGCAUAAACUGAUCCAACCUUUUCAGAAAAUGUUUUGGUACUAUAUAUUUUUCAAGCACUCUCAGUAAUUUCACAAUAAGGAAAAUUCUCCUUUUAAAUGUUCAGCAAUGGGCCAGCAAGAAGACUCAACAAGGAAAGGCUCUUGCCACCAAGCAAGCUAGACCCCACCCCCUGGACUCACAAGGUGGAAGGAGGUAACUGACUCCCCGGCAGGUUAGCCUCUAAUCUGCACACACACUAAAUAAAUGCAAUUAUGUUAUUUAACGUUCAGCAAAAAAAAAAAAAAAAAAAAAAAAAAACAAGUGAGCUGAGAUACAUUUAUUCAUUAUUUUAAAAGUCAUACAAGAAAGGAUGUUUUGUAAAUAUUCCUACAUUUAUAUGGUUAAAUACGGUAUAUCAUUUCAAUGGAUACUGUGCACCAAUUCAGAAUGUUCACCGUGUGUAUUUAUUGAAAUGUACAGUCUAUGGUAUUAAAGGGAGAAAAGGAGGCAGUAGGAGAAUUUCUGGAGAAGUACCCUCUUACAAACAUGCCUACAUUAUAGAGGCUGAAAGGAUGUUCGCCUACAGGAUUUCUUUCUGGGAGGUGAGAUUAGGAGCAGUUGUAUUUUCUUUCUGCAUAUCUGUGAUUUCUGACUUUUUCACAAUGAGCAUGUAGUAUCUGUAUAAUUUUUUCAGGGAAUAAACACUGACGUUGACAAUAUAUAUUAAAUGAAAAACAUGUUAUAAAACAGUAUGUAUAGUAUGAUACAAUAUUUGUAAAAAAAGAAAAUCACAUAUAAAUAUAUCUAUGUAUGUAUAUAUAUACAUAUGCAUAAGAAAGCUAGAAGGCCAUACACUACAAUGUUAAUAGCAGUUAUCCAUGGGUAGUGGGAUUAUGGGUGAUUAUUUUUCUUUUUGCUUUUCUGUGUUUUCUAAUUUUUCUACAAUGAACAUGUAUUACUUGUGUAAUAAAAACUAAUAAUAAAAGUUCAAAAAAUAUGUAAAGCAGA